GCAGCCGGCAAAUGUAUCGACUUGAGAGCAGAGACGGCGUUGGGCGGACGGCAGAUGGUCGUCUUACGGCGAACAGGAGCGACAGUGCUGCACGUGCUGGUCAAGGCGUUAAACAACAGCAAAAAUUGUCAAGACUGUCCAAGACUGACGACUCCUCGGUUUUGUCGCGAGAUGGGUCGCGUGUAGCUGCCGCCAGGUCAAAGGUUGUAAAGGAAGGCAAGAGGGCACCGCUUGCGAGUGACCCCGGCGCCGCCUUCUUCGCUUCUGCGGCGAAGAGUGUCCAGUCCGUGUGACGUCUUCGGUCAGACCAGACGCCCCGGUCACAGACCGGAAGAAGAAAGGAAUAUCCUCACGUGCGCGCAUGCAUGUUGUUGAUUUACAUCAGCCCUGCAUUCCAGGGACUCCGUCCUCAAGGUGUCGGAGCAGCAUGGCAAAGAACAGUCGACAGACGCUAUCCCAAGCCGGCUUUGAUCAACGAGCAUUAGGUUCAAGAAGACAGUUCUCAACGACCAGAAGUUCCGUUGCCAGCGGAUUUAAAGUCGGAAAAGGGAAAGUCAUCUUCCACACCGAACAUUCCGUCGCUUGCAGAUGUAACCAAUCAAAGGUCUUCUGGUAAAUCGCGUCCCUUGUCGACAGUUGGAGCAGGUCAAAGGCCACUUGUUUCCAGUAUUACGACACCUGAAGUUGUAACGUGCGAUGUCACCUUUCAGGUGACCAACGCCGUUGUUCCUAAGCCAGUAUCGCCAUCAUGGAAGGACAAACAUGUUCUAGAGGACAAAAGGGUAGCUUUUACUGGGAUGCACAGCUACAACCCUCACAACAUCUAGCCACCGUGUAUCCACAUGGGUCACAACAGUCCAUUAAAAAUGAUCUUGAACUCCAAGACAACAGGGAGACCGACGAUUUCAACUUAACACAAAAAAAUUUCUCGACUUCAGAGACGAAUGUUCUCUGCAGCGAAUUUACCCUAAAGCUUGAACAAGGGACAGUUCCUGCUUCCCACAAGAUGGUAGUCGAGGAGAGGGGUACAAAGGACAAAUACGAAGGUACUGAGAGUAGAGGUAAGGAGCACAGAGGUACGAAAGAGGACGAGGCCGUGACGAGGGGAAGGCAGAUUUUCCAGAGACUUGGGCCCAGCUUCCCUCUGCUUGACUCCAGAGAAAGCCGCUGGCUACCCGUGGCUAACGUGGAGUUCUGUCAUUCAUCCAGACCAGCCAGAUCUGCAGCCAACGGCCCAGCAAAGGCUAGCUGCAGCACAGGACCCCAGCUAUAUCCUCCAUCUCGUACUUCACGUGGAGGAUCUCAUCGGACAAGGCCAAUACGGCAAGGUCUAUGAUGCUACUCUAAGAAAUUCAACAUGUAAAACUGGACAACGGCGAUUCGCUUUAAAGAAAAUAACAAAACGCGGCGAGGAAACCAAAGUCCAUGCUCUGGCCGAGCAGCGGGCCUUGGCCACCGGCCUUUCGUGUCCCUUCAUCAUUCAACUUGUCUCAUGCUUCCAGACCAAGCUAGCUUUCUUCCUACUGAUGGAGCUGGCUGAAGGAGGACGACUGACAGACCUUCUGACCCGCUUUGGACGACUUCCGGAGGUCAACGUCCGGUUUUAUGCGGCUCAGAUAUUCAUUGCGCUGUCUUUUCUUCACGAACAAAACAUACUGCACAGAGAUCUGAAACUGGACAAUGUGCUGCUGGACGGGGCAGGAUUCAUCCGCCUCUGUGAUUUCGGCCUCAGCGUGGACGGUUUCCAAGACGACGGCCUAGUCAAUAGUCCCUGCGGCACGUUUGUGUACGUUGCCCCCGAGGUCUUUCGAAAUUCAUAUGGCAAGGCCGCCGACUGGUGGUCUUAUGGCGUACUCCUGUACCUUAUGGCUACCGGAAGACUUCCAUUCGGCGGCAAGAACAUAAAGGAACUCUUUGUUGCCAUCACUCGGAGGGAGCCGUUCUACGACAGUUUCCUCAGCUCAGCUCUCGUGUCCCUUCUGAAAAGACUUUUAAGCAAGUCUGCGCGCGAUCGUCCCGGGUACAAGUCUUCCGGUGAUAAGCGCCCCCUCGCGGCCGAUCCUUUCUUCGCUGGCGUUGAUUGGCUCCGUCUGCAGACUCACUCCAUGACGCCUCCCCCGCUGCCCAAACGCCGCCUGCAGACAAGUCGACCAUCAGAGAACUUGUCGUCUGCUGCCUCCCACGCUUUCCUCUCCGCAUCCUUCCCCGCAGCUCAGAGCCUCUCCAGUCCUUUGCAACGUGAUUGGCAGUCGAAGACGACGAGGUCAGGGUCACUCAGCAUGACUGGACUUCCGGCUGUUUAACUCCCUUGGAGCCUUCCCCUCAAUGCUUCGCUGCAAAGUGUCUCUCGGUGAUUGUGCUGGUCUGGAGUCGAACUCAUUGCUUCCCACCCCGACCCAAACAUGACUCAUAAAGGUUCAAACCUUCGUCCUCAGAACAAGAAGUCAUAUGCUGAGACCUCCAUGCACUGUGUCCAACCGCGUGUGCUGCUCACUCAAAGACUAGUGCUGCCAGAAGAGUUUAAGCUCGGCUUUGACGUGGAUGAACGAAAAUGAAUUCUCUUAUCAUAGCGGUUACACAAUUACACUUCGCAUUAAAUACUGCGGUAACCUAAUGCCGACCAUGCUGCUAAUUCUUCGGUGCAUGCGAAGCGUACACGUGCUUUUGACUUGAUGAGGAUGAAUACGUGAUGUUCCACACGAGCACUUGUGUGUGUGUGUGCAUGCUGUAUUUGUUCUCUAUUGUCCUUCUUCCCUUCUGUAAAAGAAAGAAGAGAGUACUUGUUUGUGUGUGUGUGUGGUGCUGAGAGAGAAGAGAGUCUGUGCGCGUGUGUAAACACGUGCUUUGGUCACUACAACACCUAAUAUAGUCACCUAGAAUGCAUCGUCGGAAGCUUAACCUUCAGAAAAUCGCUCCCCAAAGACCGAGAGGACUUUUUUGUAAUGUGUCCACGUGGCUUGUCCACGCGCUCCAAGGCUGUUACUGUUCGUGAGCUACGUGGAAUCCAUCACGACUGCAAAGUGGUCAUCACGUCAAGCAAUACAGUUAAGGCAAAAAGAAAAAAAAGAAGAGAAACAAAACUCGCAGCUAUAAAGUGAAGAUUGGCGUGUUGGAUAGACUAUUUUCGUAGAGUUUUCGCAUGCGCCAGACAUAUAAACAGGGCACGAAACAAUCACACGACAUUGAGAGAUAUUAUAUUCUAGAUAAUUUAUUUGUCGAGAAAGUUGCUUCCUCCAAAGUACGAUUUCGCAUGAUCAGGGAAAGAGAUGGUGGACAUGGGGAAACUCCUGAUGCCUUGCCUUGCGAACACUGAACUACAGGGCGCUACCCAGACUGUUGGGUUCAACCGAUUAAUUUGUUUGGAAGAUGCUCCUGUCAGAAUAUAAUUUGGCAUUGUGGGGAAAAUAGCCAUGCAGAGACCGAGAAGAGGAGUACUGAAGAUAAUCACUACAAAUAGGUGCCAUAGCUGCAUUCAAAAACAGUACCUUGAAGCGCACAAAGACCCGUGUCACCCUGGGGACCAAAUCAACAUUGUCGACGUCUUCUGUAAAUAAAUGUGUUUUUAUGGCACUUGGCUAUCUGCUCCCCCACGGCGAAGAUAUUCUGCCUUUAGUUAAUAAAAUGAGAAUUAUUUGUAUUUAUGUUUUUGAUAACACGAAUUGCUA
Pomacea canaliculata is the source of this 3665-nucleotide messenger RNA. Its product is annotated as protein kinase C-like 2. The transcript is spliced from 10 exons. The coding region runs from base 1527 to 2303 and encodes 258 amino acids. The record is from RefSeq and is a predicted model, not a curated record. NCBI's taxonomy places the organism in Eukaryota, Metazoa, Mollusca, Gastropoda, Architaenioglossa, Ampullariidae. Gene Ontology annotation, molecular function: protein kinase activity; ATP binding. Gene Ontology annotation, biological process: protein phosphorylation.